GUUUUCCACGCUUAGAAACAGGGAAGUACCCAGUACCGUCUCUGUGUGGUUGUAUUGGUUGUCAAUAGAAGUGUGUACAAUUCUUUGGAUGUAAAUUAUUUUUGUCUUUUAUGGAGUUUUAAUUUUCUAUGAAACUAUCUGAACCGUACAAAUGAAAGAAAAUAAAGAGAACUCCACAUCUAAUGCACUCUUGUCAACUUUUGACCUCACAAAGCCCUGUUGGUAUUGGGACAAGAAGGACCUUGCACACACUCCUUCUCAGCUAGAGAACCUUGAUCCUGCUACAGAAGCAAGAUAUCGCCGUGAAGGUGCCAGGUUCAUUUUUGAUGCGGGAACUCGUCUAGGACUACAUUAUGAUACCUUGGCUACAGGAAUUACUUACUUUCAUCGAUUCUAUAUGUUCCAUUCUUUCAAACAGUUUCCAAGAUAUGUCACUGGAGCCUGUUGCUUGUUUCUUGCUGGCAAAGUGGAAGAGACACCAAAGAAAUGUAAAGAUAUCAUUAAGACGGCCCGGAGUCUGCUGAAUGAUGUUCAGUUUUCACAGUUUGGAGAUGACCCAAAGGAAGAAGUUAUGGUGUUGGAGAGGAUAUUAUUGCAGACAAUCAAGUUUGACUUGCAGGUGGAACAUCCAUAUCAGUAUCUUCUGAAGUAUGCCAAACAGCUCAAAGGUGAUAAGAAUAAAAUCCAGAAAUUGGUACAAAUGGCAUGGACAUUUGUAAAUGAUAGUCUUUGCACAACGUUGUCCCUGCAGUGGGAACCAGAGAUUGUAGCUGUUGCAGUGAUGUACCUAGCAGGUCGUUUAUGCAAAUUUGAGAUCCAGGAAUGGACAUCCAAGCCUCUGUACAAGAGAUGGUGGGAGCAGUUUGUUCAUGAUGUACCUGUUGAACUACUUGAGGACAUCUGCCAUCAAAUACUAGACCUGUACUCACAAGGGAAACAGCAAAUGCCUCAGCCAUCAUCAUCAUCAUCUUCAUCGUCCUCAUCCUCAUCUCUGUCAUCACAGCAGAUCCAGUCUGCACAACAGUCACAGCAAGCAUCAUCACAACAACCGCAGCAGACAUCACAAAGCUCAGAUCAGCCACAGGCUAAAGAGACCCCACAGCAACAGCAGCAACAGCAGCAACCGCAGCAACAGGAGUCCUCGUCAUCUCUGCAGCAGCCAGCAGCACCAGUACAAUCCAAGAAGCCUUCUCCCCAGUCAAGUCCUCCUCGCUCAGCUAAACGGCCUGCAGUUGUUUCUCCAAAAGAAGAAGUCAAGAGUGCAGAUCAAAUGCAACCAUGUAAAAUACCAAAGCAUGAAACGUCACUUCUGCCCAUUCAAAGUACCCUUUCUCUACCCGAUCGUAAGGCAGCUGCACCAGCAGUAAGUUUAGGAGAUGGAGAGCAAGUUGUUGCAGGUGAUUCGGACUUGACUAAGGCUACAGUUCCGUCUUUAAGUCACUCUGCUCCUGUACAUCAACCAAUAUCUCUGCAUCAUCGACCACCUCCUCCACCUCCUUCUAAUUACAUUACAGGAGUGUCAACUACCAGCUCCUACAUGUCUGGUGAGGGGUAUCAGAAUCUGGAGUCCUUGAUGAAGUCAGAAGCCCCUUCAUAUGGAUCCUUGCCACCAGCGUAUGGACCACCUAGCCACAUUCCUUAUCCUCAUGUUUAUCCUCCAAAUCCUCCACCACCUGUGCCACCUCCACCACCUGCCAAUUUCCCCCCACCUAGUAUUCCUCCCCCCAAUCCAGGGUAUCCACCUCCUCCUACAUACAAUCCCAACUUUCCACCUCCUAGAAUGCCCCCUAACCAUACAGUGCCUCCUCCAGGGUUGGGGUUACCACCGACUAACUAUCCCCCACCUUCUGUGCCAAGUAGUGGGCAACCACAAGUGCCACCCCCAUUAUCUUUGCCUGGUAUGCCACCAGUGGGAGGACUUUCCCGUGGAGGGUGGCUGAGAUAAAUUAAACAUGCUACCCAUCUUGUUGUUAACAAAAAAAAAAAAAAAAACUGUCAUUUUGAUAUAAAACUUUGGAACAGAAAUUUUCUGUAUUAGGAGAAUGUUGAUUUGGGAAAACUAAAAAUGAGUUAAUUUGGUAUUGUUAAGCUACUCAGCCAAAAGAGCUUAAUGUUGCAGUACAGCAGAAGCAAAAGUUGGACACUUGAAAAAAAAAUUCCAUUGAAUUGGACCAGCAUGUAUCCCACUCUGAAGUAUCUGGAUCUUUUUUUUAUUAUUAUAGUGUUGAAAACCUAUUACAGUUGUAAGCAGAUAGUAUUUACCGUAUGCACUAUGUGGAUUUUGGAGAAUAAAAAUAUUAUAUUGUUUAUUGUUCAAACAAGAAGAGCCACAUAAGCUUCUGUUAACUUGAAGGGGUUUUUUUUGCAGUAUUUGUCAGAUGUAAACUUUGUUAGGAAGAAAAUGUUUUAAUUCCUGGAAUGUGUACUGAACCCAUUGUUUAUUGUAAUUAUCAGUUAGAUUGUAAACAUCUUUGCGGGUACCAUUUUGUCUUUUUUUCUUUUGUGAUUUCUACAAUGUAAUUAUCUUGUUUUCAUGUGCUUUACCUAACUUGGUCCUUUUUAUUGUACUAUUAAGAAAUUUCCCAUUUUUUUCAUUGUGUAGUGUUGUUUCUUCAAAUUCUUCUUCGACCCUUUGAAUGAACCUUAAGCAGAUCACCCUGUAGAGUUCUAAUGUGUCACGUAAUUGCAUUAAAAGAACUCCACAUAGGUAAAAGUC
Messenger RNA from Protopterus annectens (West African lungfish), 2716 nucleotides. It is a transcript of the gene CCNK, whose product is annotated as cyclin K. Gene Ontology annotation, biological process: positive regulation of DNA-templated transcription, elongation; regulation of transcription by RNA polymerase II. Gene Ontology annotation, cellular component: cyclin/CDK positive transcription elongation factor complex; nucleus. The record is from RefSeq and is a predicted model, not a curated record. The transcript is spliced from 11 exons. Lineage: Eukaryota; Metazoa; Chordata; Ceratodontiformes; Protopteridae. The coding region runs from base 152 to 1945 and encodes 597 amino acids. Gene Ontology annotation, molecular function: cyclin-dependent protein serine/threonine kinase activator activity.